Molecule: messenger RNA, 3009 nt
Organism: Nerophis lumbriciformis (worm pipefish)
Lineage: Eukaryota; Metazoa; Chordata; Actinopteri; Syngnathiformes; Syngnathidae
Product: ubiquitin carboxyl-terminal hydrolase 22-like
Biological process (GO): protein deubiquitination
Molecular function (GO): cysteine-type deubiquitinase activity; zinc ion binding
Source: RefSeq, a predicted model, not a curated record
ACCAUGUAAGCUACUGUUGAAAUUCCUACGCUAACCAACUUUAGCCAGUUUGCUAACCUGCAAUUAAGCGAGUGUGGUUAAACUGCAUCCGUGGUGUCAUAAUGGACUUGAAUUGACCGGAGGAAUGCUGGAAUACCUCAACUGGUGUUCUACCGUGUGUGUCGCCGUAGCUACAACCAGAGCAUGUCCAGUUAGCUAGAACGCGGCGAUUGGUGGAUAAGGAACCUGGCAAGCUAGCCAGUCUUCCCGGGGUUUGGGACGGGCUCGAGUGGCUUUUUGAACAGCUUUCCUCGCCCGGGGGACAACCGAAGCGGAUGCUGUGAUUACGAUGAGUCCCGCCGGCUGUCCCCAUGUCAACUGCUUCAAAGUGGACAACUGGAAGCAGAACUUGAGGGUUAUUUAUCAGUGUUUCGUAUGGAGUGGUUCAGCCGAGACCAGGAAACGCAAGGCCAAGUCCUGCAUCUGCCACAUGUGCGGCGCACACCUCAGCAGACUUCACUCCUGUCUUUACUGUGUCUUCUUCGCCUGCUUUGCCAAAAAACACAUCCACGAGCAUGCCAAGAGCAAAAGGCAUAAUCUAGCUAUUGACUUGCUGUAUGGGGGAAUUUACUGCUUUAUGUGCCAAGACUACAUAUACGACAAAGACAUGGAACAGAUCGCCAAAGAGGAACAAAGAAAAGCCUGGAAAAUGCAAGGCAUAGGUGAGAAGUACUCCACAUGGGAGCCCACCAAGAGGGAGCUGGAGCUUCUUCGCCACAACCCCAAGAGGAGGAGAAUCACGUCCAACUGUACAAUUGGCCUGCGCGGUCUUAUCAACCUUGGAAACACCUGCUUCAUGAACUGCAUCGUCCAGGCGCUCACGCACACCCCGUUGUUGCGUGACUUCUUCCUGUCUGACCGACACAAAUGUGAAAUGCAGAGCAACUCCUGCUUAGUGUGUGAGAUGUCGCAACUCUUCCAGGAGUUUUACUCAGGCCAUCGUUCACCACACAUCCCGUUCCGUCUCCUCCACCUUGUUUGGACACACGCUCGUCACCUCGCUGGCUACGAGCAGCAAGACGCACACGAGUUCCUCAUUGCCGCGCUGGAUGUCCUACACAGACACUGCAAAGAUGACAAUGGGAAAAAAGCCAACAACCCAAACCAUUGCAACUGCAUUAUUGACCAAAUCUUCACAGGGGGCCUGCAAUCUGAUGUCACCUGUCAAGUGUGCCAUGGUGUCUCAACAACCAUCGACCCGUUCUGGGACAUCAGCCUGGACCUGCCAGGUUCCUCCACCCCCUUUUGGCCAUUAAGUCCCGGAGGAGAUGGAUCUACACUAAACGGAGAGAGUCACACCAAUGGAGCCACGACACUGACUGACUGUCUACGAAGGUUCACCAGACCAGAGCACCUCGGCAGCAGUGCGAAGAUCAAGUGCAGCGGUUGCCAUAGUUACCAAGAGUCGACCAAGCAACUGACCAUGAAAAAGUUGCCCAUUGUGGCCUGCUUUCACCUCAAAAGGUUUGAACACUCAGCCAAACUACGGAGAAAGAUCACAACAUAUGUCUCUUUUCCUCUGGAGCUUGACAUGACUCCUUUCAUGGCUUCAAGUAAGGAGAGCAGGAUGAACGGCCAGUACCAGCAGACUGUGGAGCCCUUCAAUAAUGACAACAAAUACAGCCUGUUUGCAGUAGUCAACCACCAGGGGACACUAGAGAGCGGCCAUUACACGACCUUCAUUAGGCAGCAUAAAGACCACUGGUUCAAAUGUGACGACGCCAUCAUCACCAAGGCCAGCAUCGAGGCAGUGCUCGACAGCGAAGGGUACCUUUUAUUUUACCAUAAACAGUUCCUGGAGUACGAAUGAUGCGCCUGAAACUCAUCCCAAUACAUAUGAGCCCUGAAGCACUAUUGCAAGCUGGAAGUCAAGACACACCGAAGGGCGCACUCCUUGUAAAUCCUCCAAACCAGUUUGGAUUGUCAGCAGCUUAUCAUGAUCAUUUUUGCCCCGACAGAAGGUUUUAACCCCAAUGCACGUUGAGGACGGUUUACGCCACGCACGCAAACAUCCACACUGGGACAAGCUGCUUCUCUCUAGAAUCAAGGCUCAUUUGUUUCAGUUUUUUUAAAGGCCAAUACAAUGACAAGCACAUCAUAUACAGGUACACACUUUCUCAAAUGACCAAAUAUUGCAUUAUGCAUUUUUCGCUGCACUGAGAAAAAAAAAUUCCUCACAAAAUGUAUGAUAAGCAUUUUAAGAAAGGUUGUUAAUGUCUGUCACUACUUGUGAGUUUGCCGUCCUGUUAACAACAGGGGAAGCUUUGACGACGCUUUAACCGAGUGUGUCAGGUGUUUCCGCGUUUAUUGCUGCUUCCAACUGUCGCAGGGGCGGACGUUGCUCAGUAAAUAUUAUAUUUUUAUAAAUACUGUAAUUGUAAAGUUGGUUUACAGUUUUGCAUUCACUCUCACGUUGUCCGUCUGUGUUGCAUUGUGCUGUGUUGUUUUUCCAUACGCAAAAGAGCUAACUAACUACACCCACUCUGGAAAAUGCUGCUAUGGCGGCUUUAUGUUUUAUUAGUAAAACUGUGUUUUUUGGUUUUUUUUUAAUAUACUGGUUCUGAGAAGUUUAUAGUCAUAUAUUCUUCAUGUUCACAGUAUGUGGUUGUAAUGUUGGUUCAGGUCAGUGCAAAAAAGAAAGUAUGGGAAGUGUUGUCAUCCUCAGAAUAGUGUGAAAAGGGUCCUACAGUGUUAAUCUACGGCCGCAUGCUGCUUGAUUUUAGUGUGUGUUUGUAUGUGCACAAGAGACAGGGUGAGAUAAAUGCUCCUCGUCGGUGUGGUUGUAAAAGAGAAAAAAAAAGUGUUAUUGCGUAUAUUAAAAAAAGUGUGUUUGUGUUCAAGUUUGUAUGCACGUGUGGUGCGCGUGCGUAUGUGGUGUUUGUGUACUGAAUCAGUACUUGCGUUCAGCAUGCUGCCCAAGCUGACUAUUCAAUUUAUUUGUUAGUUUUUUUUCACAUGUUGACGAUGUAA